AUGGAGGAGACACUCAGGAACAAGUGCGCAGCGUGCUAUAGACAGUUUAACAAAAUGGAGCACCUGGUGGAGCACAUGAGGACCUCAUAUCACUCGGUUCAUGAACCAAUGUGUGGAAUUUGUAGGAAACAUUGUCGAUCAUUUGAGUCCUUGAGGGAGCAUCUUAUAGGGCCAUUGCCAAAGGCAGAAUGUGAAAGGAUAUUCAAGGAUCGAGGUUGUGAUAUUUGCUUAGCCAUCCUUAGCAACCGUAAUGCUCUUAGGUUUCACCGCGAGACAUGCCAACUCUCACGAGUAAACCCUGGUGUACUUUAUCGCAUGGCUAACCUGGGCACUCAUGAGGACCUGAGGAUGGAUGGUAGAGCAAGAGUGGUUGCACUUGCUUGCAAAAUGGUUGGUGGAGGGAGUGAUGGCUCACUGGACCUUUGUGGAAGGGUUUGCCUCAUUGAUGAAUAUGAAAACAUCAUCUUUCACACAUAUGUCAAACCCUACCUUCCAGUCACAAACUAUAGGUAUGAAACAACCGGCAUUAGGCCAGAAAUGUUAAGGGAUGCAAUGCCACUGAAGCAAGUCCAGAGGAAGAUCCAAAACUUCUUAUGCAAUGGGGAAACCAUAUGGAAGAUCCGAUCGAGAGGAGGCAAAUCCAGGACCCUUGUGGGUCAUGGCCUGGAUAAUGACCUUAAAAGUCUAGAAUUGGAGUAUCCGCCAACAAUGAUAAGGGACACAGCAAAAUAUCCUCCAUUGAUGAAAACAAGCAAGCUCAGUAAUUCACUCAAGUACCUAACAAAAGCAUACCUCGGGUAUGACAUUCAAAGUGUACAAGAUCCUUACGAGGAGUGUGUGUCUACAAUGAGGCUUUAUUUGAGAAUGAAAUCCCAAGUUCACUUUAUGGAGGCUUACCCACUUGCUGCUGACCCACAGAACCGAAACAACUUUGCACAAUGGAGGCAAAAUGAGCUUGAGAGGAUGAGCCCAGACGAAAUGUUGGACAUUUCAAGGUCCGAUUACUAUUGUUGGUGCUUGGACUCCAAGGAACCUAACUAGGACGCUUAUUAUAUACACCAUCAUUACAGCAACAUAUAUAUAUAUAUAUAUAUAUAUAUAUAUAUAUAUAACAAAUAAAACUUGGAAAUUUUAUUUCCAUUAAAUGGUAA
This is a messenger RNA of Cornus florida, 1151 nucleotides long. RefSeq lists its product as uncharacterized. Lineage: Eukaryota; Viridiplantae; Streptophyta; Magnoliopsida; Cornales; Cornaceae. Gene Ontology annotation, cellular component: nucleus. Bases 1 to 1041 code for a protein of 346 amino acids. The transcript is spliced from 7 exons. Gene Ontology annotation, molecular function: 3'-5' exonuclease activity; nucleic acid binding. Gene Ontology annotation, biological process: rRNA processing. The record is from RefSeq and is a predicted model, not a curated record.